Messenger RNA from Fraxinus pennsylvanica, 984 nucleotides. The record is from the annotation of a GenBank genome assembly. Lineage: Eukaryota; Viridiplantae; Streptophyta; Magnoliopsida; Lamiales; Oleaceae.
AUGAAUCCGUUAACAUUGGUGAAGCGUAUUCAAAACAUCAACAAGAAAGAAGCAACGCUUGGCAUAUCUGAAGAGGCAUCUUGGCAUGCUAAAUAUAAAGACUCCGCCUAUGUUUAUGUUGGAGGGAUCCCCUUUGACCUCACUGAAGGCGAUCUCCUUGCAGUCUUUGCUCAGUACGGAGAGGUUGUUGAUGCUAAUUUAGUUAGAGACAAAGGCACGGGAAAAUCUAAAGGGUUUGCUUUUCUUGCUUAUGAGGAUCAAAGAAGUACAAUUCUAGCCGUAGAUAAUCUCAAUGGAGCUCAAAUUCUGGGUCGAACAAUUAGAGUUGAUCACGUGAGUAACUACAAAAAGAAAGAGGAAGAGGAUGAGGAAACCGAGCGGAAAAAGAGAGAGGAACGGGGUAUUUGUCGAGCUUUUCAAAGGGGACAAUGUAAUCGUGGAGAUGGCUGCAAAUUCUCUCAUGACGAGCAAAGAGCCGCAAAUACAGGUUGGGGAGCUGAAGAGGAUAGACAAUCAAGAUGGGUUCAAGACAAAUUCGAGGGUUCAGCAAGGGGUGGAAGACUAUCUGAUCUGUCUAGUCGGGUUCCAGAAUCUGCCACUCAGAGAGGGCACAGAUAUACCGACCAAGAUUCACGUAAUUCCCCGGGAAAGUUCGGUGACACGGACAGGAAAAGAUCCUGUGAAAGGAUUGAAUCAGGUGCAAAAGAUUUGGACAGAAGAGGUGUAGAUAAACACGGAGAGAAUAUAACGAAGCAUUGGGACAAGACAGACAGUGAUGAAAGGUCAAGGAGAAAUGAUGAUGAAACAAAGUCGAGAAGAGAUUAUGAUCGGAGAGAUGAAAUGAGAUCGAGACGAUACGAGUCUGAGUCCUAUCAUAAAGAAGACCGAUAUGGCAGGAGAGGGGACGGUAGGUCAACUCGCGAUGAUUCGCACCACCAUCAGAGGACAGAUGAAGAAGGGCAGUAUCAAUCACGUCGACGAUAA